ACUGUGGGUUUCCUGCGCCCGUAACCGCGCUCGUGACUUUCUUUCCCGUCACGCUCUGCGGUGCGGCCGCCCUCUGGGCUGUGUAAAGGCCCCUCGGUCUAAGGCUUUCCUAUUUCCUGGUUCGCCGGCGGCCAUUUUGGGUGGAAGCGAUAUCUGAGUGGCGGCGGCUGCUGAUUGUGUUCUAAGGGGACGGAGUGGGGGAAGACGUUUGCUUUCCCGGAACCACCUAUCUCAUUCCUCUCCUUCGAUUACCCGUGGCGCCGGGAGUCAGGGCGGCGGCUGCAGCAGCAAGGGCGGCGGCGGUGGCGGCGGCGGCGGCAGCUGCAGUGACAUGUCCAGCAUGAAUCCUGAAUAUGAUUAUUUAUUCAAGUUACUUCUGAUUGGCGACUCUGGAGUUGGAAAGUCUUGCCUUCUUCUUAGGUUUGCAGAUGAUACUUAUACAGAAAGCUACAUCAGUACAAUUGGUGUGGAUUUCAAAAUAAGAACUAUAGAGUUAGAUGGAAAAACAAUCAAGCUUCAAAUAUGGGACACAGCAGGCCAAGAAAGAUUUCGAACAAUCACCUCAAGUUACUACAGAGGAGCCCAUGGCAUCAUAGUUGUGUAUGAUGUGACAGACCAGGAGUCCUUCAAUAAUGUCAAACAGUGGCUGCAAGAAAUAGAUCGUUAUGCCAGUGAAAAUGUCAACAAGUUGUUGGUAGGGAACAAAUGUGAUUUGACCACAAAAAAAGUUGUAGACUACACAACAGCAAAGGAAUUUGCUGAUUCCCUUGGAAUUCCAUUUUUGGAAACCAGUGCUAAGAACGCAACAAAUGUAGAACAGUCUUUCAUGACUAUGGCAGCUGAGAUUAAAAAGCGAAUGGGCCCUGGAGCGACAGCUGGUGGUGCAGAGAAGUCCAAUGUUAAAAUUCAGAGCACUCCAGUCAAGCAGUCAGGUGGAGGUUGCUGCUAAAAUUUGCCUCCGUCUUUUUCUCACAGCAAUGAAUUUGCAAUCUGAACCCAAGUGAAAAAACAAAAUUGCCUGAAUUGUACUGUAUGUAGCUGCACUACAACAGAUUCUUACCGUCUCCACAAAGGUCAGAGAUUGUAAAUGGUCAAUACUGACUUUUUUUUUAUUCCCUUGACUCAAGACAGCUAACUUCAUUUUCAGAACUGUUUUAAACCUUUGUGUGCUGGUUUAUAAAAUAAUGUGUGUAAUCUUUGUUGCUUUCCCAAUACCAGACUGUUUCCCGUGGUUGGUUAGAAUAUAUUUUGUUUUGAUGUUUAUAUUGGCAUGUUUAGAUGUCAGGUUUAGUCUUCUGAAGAUGAAGUUCAGCCAUUUUGUAUCAAACAGCACAACCAGUGUCUGUCACUUUCCAUGCAUAAAGUUUAGUGAGAUGUUAUAUGUAAGAUCUGAUUUGCUAGUUCUUGUAGAGUUAUAAAUGGAAAGAUUACACUAUCUGAUUAAUAGUUUCUUCAUACUCUGCAUAUAAUUUGUGGCUGCAGAAUACUGUAAUUUGUUGCACACUAUGUAACAAAACAACUGAAGAUAUGUUUAAUAAAUAUUGUACUUAUUGGAAGUAAUAUCAAAUUGUAUGGUGAUAAGUAUUGUUUUAAUUCUCAUGGUUAAAGGGAAAUAGAGCCUUGCAUUAUAUUCAAAAAAAGGCAAUUGUGUGUGCAACCAGGGCAUUAUAGACAUAUCUUAGAGCAGCAUCCAAUAUGCUUUCCAGAUAAUAUACCCAGUAAAUGACCUAGUGAGGCUUCCGAGCUAUGUAGGAAUUUAACCAAGCUGAAUGGUUCAGGGAGAUUAAACUAUGGAAAGCAAGUUUAGAAUAUAUGCUCUUUAGUCUCUUAUCUCAAAUCCUUCUCUAAAACCAUUUGAAAUGACUUCAUUGAUCAACAUUUUGUUAAUUCACCUGUGUUAUAGGUAUACAGCAGCACACUUUUCCUAACUGGCAAAUGACCAGACUAAUGUGCAUAAUAAUACUCUAUCGUCUAUGCUGUAAGUCAGAUACCAGAUUUUAUCCUCCUCAGUGCUGUAAUUUGGGAUGGAGGAGAGUUAAAAACAUUUGAAGUAGAAAGCAGAAAAUAAUAUCAUUUGCCCUAAUUUUAGAAAUUAUACCCCUAAAAAUUAACUGAAGACACAAAUGCUGGGUAGGAAAUAAAUGAAAGAAAUAUAUUUAUUUCAGAGAAAUUUUGCACAUGUGAAAAUUUUGUUAAGUAGAACCUUAAAGAUCCUAGAAUUUGUUUUUAUUGUGGGAAGCAAAAUAUCUUUGCUGACACUGGAAUUUUAAGGUGAUAAAAGUUAGAGAUUGUUUCCUUGAGGUUGAAGUAGCAGCCAAAGCAUUCUUUACUUAGGGGAUUGGGAUGUGGCUGAGGGUGGCACAUUUUAUUGUGGGUUCUUUUAAUUUAAUUAUACAAUCUAAACUAAAAACAAGCCAAAAAUUGUAGGUCUCUUUAUUUUCACUAUAUAGGCAAUUGAAAUACAUGGUACAAAAAUAAAUGGUAAGAUUAUUGUAAAAUGAAAUGGAAAUAUUCAAUUUAAUUUUCCAUCUAUGAAAUUUCAAAAUAAAAUCAUAGUUUACUUUGUAUUAUA
Erinaceus europaeus (western European hedgehog) is the source of this 2572-nucleotide messenger RNA. It is a transcript of the gene RAB1A, whose product is annotated as RAB1A, member RAS oncogene family. Gene Ontology annotation, molecular function: GTPase activity; GTP binding. The coding region runs from base 332 to 949 and encodes 205 amino acids. NCBI's taxonomy places the organism in Eukaryota, Metazoa, Chordata, Mammalia, Eulipotyphla, Erinaceidae. The transcript is spliced from 6 exons. The record is from RefSeq and is a predicted model, not a curated record.